AUGGCGGACGGUGUACGUGACGCGAUACAACUCAACGUAAACGUUUGUCAGUUGUGUGGGACCUUAGAAAAUCUUCAGUUGUGUGGGGGAUGCCGAAAGACAUGGUAUUGUAGUAAGGAUCAUCAAAAAUCAGAUUGGAAGGAGCACAAAAAAGCGUGUAAAAAGAAAACCGCGGCAGUAACAGAGGCAAGUGGCGUGAAAAGUUGGAAGCCGUCUGUCGGGGUGGUCAGUGUAAACAAGGCCGCAUGUUGUAACCCAGCGUCACGUGACACGAGCGUAAGCUCAGGGGCACAGAUAAACGGUCAGCAAAACCAAAACUCUGUCACAGAAAAUUUGUCGGAGGGGAAGCUCAGAAUCUUACAUUCUCACCCCAUGACGCUAAAUCACAACAUGCCCAUACCCCAAGGCCCCACGGACUCCGUACAAGCCACCCAGGCCUACCUGUCUGUUAUCAAACACCGCAAUAAGGCCAUUUCUCAGUAUGUGUUAAACUGUCUUAACAAACAUGGCAUCUGUGUUGUGGACACUUUGCUUGGGGAGGCCAAAGGGACGCAGAUUUUACAAGAAGUAAAGUCUCUUCAUGAAAGUGGUCGAUUUAAUAGGGGUCAGCUAGUGAGCACUUCAUCUGGCCCAAGUCAGUCAACAAAUAUCCGUGGAGACAUCAUUACGUGGGUGGAUGGAACUGAAGAAGGGUGCUCUGAGAUAGGUUUUCUUGUGUCCUGUAUGGAUGCAAUUAUUCUAGGCUGUGGUGAAAGGCUGCAGAACUACAAAAUAAAUGUCAGAAGUGGAUUUGUGGAAUCGGCCCUAGUUGAUGAUUGCCCAGGUACAGAGUUGUCUACCCUGCUGUGUGGUAGCCAUCUCCCCCCAGUAUGCCCUAUUCCCUUCCCUCUGGCCAUGGUGGCAUGUUACCCAGGCCGGGGAACCAGAUAUGUGCGACAUGUGGACAACCCAAACCAAGAUGGCCGUUGCAUCACUUGUAUAUAUUACCUCAAUAAAAACUGGGAUGUAAAGGCAAAAGGAGGGUUGUUACGAAUCUUUCCAGAUGGGUCAAGCAGCGUGGCAGAGAUAGCACCAAAGUUUGAUAGAUUGUUAUUUUUUUGGUCAGAUCGACGAAAUCCCCAUGAGGUACAUCCAGCACAUGAUGUGAGGUACGCAAUCACAGUCUGGUACUAUGACGCCAAGGAAAGAGAAGAAGCUAUCGCAAGGUUCAAAGGCCAUGAUGACAGAAACCCCAAACGACAAUCUUAUCCACUGAUAAACUAGUACCAUUUGAUUGGUGAGUGGAAGAGGAGUGGGUGUCGCUGUGUGAUUUCUUCCAAUCAACUGUUGGCUUUGUGUUGUUGAUUCAUUGGACAGCUGAGAAGUUGAACUGCCCUACAUUCUAUAGUUGAGGGCUGAUUAACAUUGGAGUGUUUUUCUAAGCUCGUUCAGUUAUUUGCUUGUGUGGAAACAGCAACAUUGUAUCAUUCCCCUGUCCACGUCAACUUCCGGUUUUGUAUAAUAAUUGUUAUUGUGAGAAUGAUGUGAUAAUUCUGGCGUGAUAUUCAGCCCUGUCAGAUUCUGGAUGUACAUGUUCUCUAGGUAAACUGUUUGACUAGCUGUUCAAACACAUCAGUUCUGUAAUUAGCACAUAUGCAAAUCUAGAUGUACAUGUAGAAAUCAGCAUUACCAAAGUCAACAACCUACCUUGAAUAAUAAUGUUGCCCUGUGUUGUAAUAUUAUGUGCAUUGUACAUUUUGAAUGUUCCACGUUUAAGUUUAAAGAGUCUAUUCUACAUAAGUUAGGCCAGGUUUUGAUGGAAAUUCUACUGUAAAGUUGACCUUGCGAGGAGAUUUCGCCACCAACCUAUUCAUGUCAGUGGUGAUCAAGACAAAGUCUCAGAAUGAAUGAAGUUCAGCUAGUGCUAUGUCUAAUUAAUGCCAACAUCAUGAUAAAUGCAUUUUGUUUUAUGAAAUAUUUUGUAUUAAUGACAAAAACCCCACACAGACUUUCAUGAUCUCCUAUGCUUUUACUUAAUAAGACUGAGGCAGGGAUGGAUUGUUUUAGAUUUCAGUUUUGGCUUACUUGCUUGGCUCUAAAUGCUGUUCUUUAUUUUCCGCAAAAUUUCUACGCAUAUGAUUAUGAUGCUCUGAAGAAAUGCAGGUGUAAUGCUUACAAGUGUGCUUUGGAAAAGACCUCUCUUUGGGAUCGUGAAGAGAUCAAAGACUUUAGUUAAAAUUUCAUUCAUUAAAUUUUGUAUGUUCCUUUCUGUUAUUUUAGCUGAAAUUUGUUGUUCAUUAUCUUACCCAGAAUUUAUGUUGUCAACCAAAAUUUUAACCUUGUAACAUAAGAAACAACAAUUUUAAUGUGAUCUAAGCUCAGCUACACUUCAUAUACAGUUACAUUUUACCUUGGCUUGUUAUGCCCCCUUGCCAAUCCAGUGGGUCAUCUUGCUUUGCACUUCUCCAUAGAUGGAUAUGUGUGUUUGUAUAUUGCAUUAGCAUGUGAGCAAGAUAUGUGAAAACUAAUUCAGUAAGACUGUUCAAAUGGGGUACACAGUAUAUCAAAUCUUCACAUCCUCUUUUACACAAGUACGUUUGGCUUUAAUCUGUUAGCCAUGUCAGUAUCCAGGUAAAGUAAGGAAACUUUGUGUCAGACCUUUAUCCAUGCUGUCUAAAAGACUAUAUGGUGAACAUUUAGUGAACAUACAUGGUAUGAAAAAGGUGGGUAGAAAUGAGAGGAGAUUGUAAUGUGAGUUGCAGACAAUGUAGGCAUAGUUGUGCCAUUCGUCUUGUUAACUAUAUCCGGUACAAAAAUGGCCAGUAUGACACAAUAUGUGAAUUCUUGUACAUUGAAAGUGAAACUUGGCCAACUUCAGCGUUAAAAAUGUUUGCCAGUGUGAAAGAUGUGAUCAUCUUUGAAUGUGUCAAAUGUAAACCAUACAGACAUAUAAAACUAUUGAAACCAUUGUGAAAAUACUAAAAAUAAUGUGGUUAAUAAAUGAUAAGUGUGGCAUUGUUUGCUGAAGAUAUUGUUUGAUUGUCAGCAUUGAUAAUAGUGUGUGGUUCCCCUCAGGUUUAGGCUAGCCCAUGCUGUGCAGGGCUUGGUAGGAAGUACUGGGGUGUAAGCUCUCAGUGUGGAACAAGACCACACAGGAAGCACAAGAAGGCUGUAAAAGAUUCAUUUGUGGUUCAUUCAUUUUUCUGUGGACUACUGAAAAUUAAUCACUCCAUUAGAUUCAACUUCUCUGAAGGAACUACAUACCCAGUGUAAAUAGAGGUCAAGCCUCAGAGUACUUAAGUAUAGGACACACUGUUCAUUCAUGGAGAACAGACCUGAGAGACAACAAACAAUGAAUAUGAAUACGACAGGGUUAGUAGUAAAUAUUCUUGAAUAGAGAGUGACUUUAAUACAUGUAAAUGCGGGUGCCAUUAUGAGUGUUCAUAUAUAUGGACAACCUCAUCCUUUUGGUGGGUGGGGUGGGGGAAUUCAGAAGGUAUAGCUGUUGUAACACUAUAGUAUAGGCUUGCCUCGGGAUUACAGAUAUUUUCUUCUCACAUCAUGAUUGUUAUCAAAAUUCAUUUUGUUUCAGUAGUUGAAUUGAUAUUUAACUCAAGUUUUCAAAAGACAGGCAUUGUUGUACAACUGGCCUGAUUAUUAGCCCUGUAGCAUUAGGCUAACAUACAUGUAAUCACCAUGAUGAUUGUAUAAUGCUUACAGUACGUCUAUGGGACUCAUUUUUCAAAAGUGUAUUAGAACUUAAUGGAAAUAUUAACUUUAGGAUGAGACUGGUAUUAAGAUCUAUGCCCGGCUUCACUUAAAUACAGCUUUGAACUGGCUUCUGGUCACUUUUAUUAGUUUGUGCAUGUGACUCUACAGUAGUCUGGUCCAAGGUUUGUGUGGUUUGUAAUACACCUGUGUUGAUACCUAACCAGUUUACAUAUACAUGUAGUUAAGCUACAUGUUAUGAGCAUGUCCUGUGUUCCUAGAGUCAUGUUUUUUGUCUUUUGUCAUCCUGUAGUAAUGGCUUUUCGGUGUCUUUUGUGCUAGGAGUCCAGAUUACAGAAUUAAUGCUUAUCAGAGACUAUUGAUCUACAGCUGUAGUGGUGAAACAACUUAGGAUAAUAAAGCAGAUCAAAGAAAAGCUUGUUGAAAUGACAAUAUUUUGACACCAAAUGAAGGGAGACAGAAUUGGUUAUGACAGGUUGCAGUGCGAGAUAGGUAAUAGUAGGUUCUGCUUCAUAUACAGUGUGUACAUGUAUUCAGAGGUUGUCAUGUGUGCACUGAAGUGUGAUAAAGACAAGAGCUUUAUCUUAGGUUCUGAUAUACGCACUGCCAGCUCAUCAAUAUAGUUUUUGUUUGCAGUGACUUCAUAGUCAGGAAAAUGAAUGUAACAUCCUCCUGUUUGUGAACUAGUGUUGAGAACUUCAGAUAAAUGAAUUUACUUUUUCCUUGAUUGAUCCAAAAUUAAAAUUCUUUGUUUAUACUUAUGUGGAGAAGGUGUUUGGUUUUUGUUAAAAUCAAAUGUUAUAAUUUUAUGCCACAUAGGUAACCUCACAACUAAACCAUGGCCAGAUUUUCUUUAAGAAAUAUGAUUAAUGUGAGAGCUUUGAAUGGCAACGAUUUAUGUAAACCAAAAUUUGUGUUUAACCAAAUGUUAAAAGUCAUGAUUUGUUGACUAUCAAUGUCUCUACCAGAUAUUCCGUAAAUAAAUAUAUAUAUAUUAUAUAUGUAUACAAAUAUAUAUCCAGUAAUAUUUACCCAGUGUGCUGCUGCUGCCAAAU
This is a messenger RNA of Liolophura sinensis, 4763 nucleotides long. Its product is annotated as prolyl hydroxylase EGLN3-like. The record is from RefSeq and is a predicted model, not a curated record. Gene Ontology annotation, molecular function: L-ascorbic acid binding; ferrous iron binding; peptidyl-proline dioxygenase activity. Gene Ontology annotation, biological process: cellular response to hypoxia. NCBI's taxonomy places the organism in Eukaryota, Metazoa, Mollusca, Polyplacophora, Chitonida, Chitonidae.